GCUGACUGGCGCACUGACCAUGGAGAGAUGCCUGGAACUGUGUCUGUCCCUGCUCCUCUGCGCACUCGCCACAGGACUGGAGUACAAAGAGCUGCGUCUGUCCAGCGGCCAACUGCCCAGUGAGGGCCGUGUCGAGGUGUACUACGAUGGAGAGUGGGGCACCGUGUGUGAUGAUGGUUGGGACCUCACUGAUGCUCACGUUGUCUGCCGCAGUCUCGGUUACCUCAACGCCACGGAGGCUGCAAUUGGAGGCGUCUUCAGACCAGGGUCAGGCCCAAUCCUGCUGGAUGAUGUAUUCUGUACUGGAACCGAGACCUCUCUCGCCGACUGCAAGACCAAAGGCUGGAAGAUCCACGACUGCCAACACUCAGAGGAUGCUGGAGUUCGAUGUGACCCCCGACAGGCGGGGGAGCUGCCAACUUAUCGCCUGGACCAGAUAUCCGAUCUGCACCAAUCCCUCAACAAGUUGUACCUGAGCCAGAAAAACUGCCAGGUGAAGAUCCUGGUGCAGACAGCGAGCAAAGGCCCUGUGAAGCUACACUUGUGUGCCCAUCGCCUCAUCCUGGGUCUGAGCAACGACGGAAACCUCAUUAGCGCGAACAGGACCAGCGGUGUCCAGAUCACAGUCAGACAAGAGUGUCUGCGUUACGUCGAGAACUUCAUCAGAUAUUUUUAUACCAAGAGUAUUGACAUCAACCUGUCUUCAGUGAAGUGUAUCCACAGAAUGGCUUCAGACUAUGGCGUGACUGCUAUCCGUGAUUACUGCGAUAAACUCUUCUACAAACUCCUACCCCAGGACCCGUCUUUCCAACACCAGCUGGAACUGUACAACUAUGCAGAGGCAGUCAAGGACCCCCUUCUGAAGGAGAUCUGCAUGGAGUUCUUUGCCUGGAACUGUGAGUUGUUGAUCCAAACUCCAACGUGGUUUGAACUCAGCGACGAUCAGCUCAACACCCUGCUGCUGAGGUCAGAUCUUGUCAUCUGGAAUGAGCUGACCCUGUUCAAAGCUGUGGAGAGCUGGAUUAUCAAUAAGAAGAAAACAGAGCUCACGCACGAACUGAUGGAUAAAAUUCGUUUCCAUAUGAUCUCACCCGAGGACCUCGCCAAGAUCCAGCUGCAGUCUUUACUUUAUGAAGAACACGACAGCUUCUUCCUGAAGAGAUUCCUGAAAGCCUUUGAGUUCCACUCUGUCUCCGUGGAACAGCUGAACGGAGAUAGACAUGUGUCCGACCUUGAGCUUGAGCCCCGAAUUUACACAUCCUCAGAGUGGAGCGCACCCCUCCAUGUCGACAGUAGUAGCUCGGUCCACAGCUCCUCAAAUUCUUUCUACAAUGGUUACCAGUACGUCCAUCAGGUCAGCUUCACCCAACCGUCCUCGCCCACCAUCUCCUUCCAGACCAGCCAGUACACCAGCUCAUUCUAUGCCACUGACAAGGUAGUUUGGACAGCAUAUUACCAUCUGAAUGCUCAAAGCUGCAAGAGCAGCAAUGUGCCAUGUCCCUACACCAUCUACCCCAUCGCCACACUGCAUGGGACUGGCCACAGCAAAGACAGCCACAUCCGCUACUACAACAAGGUCCUGCUUCUCUGUAGCAACCACUAUGUCUCCUACGUGCACGAUGUGAAGGAGAGCAGUGCGCUGAUGCCGUCCUUUAAGGGACAGGGCCUCUUCUUCUUCGGCUGUGAGUCUGGCCUUUUCUCCACUCUCAGGUUCAUUGUCAGACCUGUGUACAAGUGA
Mobula hypostoma (lesser devil ray) is the source of this 1738-nucleotide messenger RNA. RefSeq names its product galectin-3-binding protein-like. The record is from RefSeq and is a predicted model, not a curated record. NCBI's taxonomy places the organism in Eukaryota, Metazoa, Chordata, Chondrichthyes, Myliobatiformes, Myliobatidae. The transcript is spliced from 5 exons. Gene Ontology annotation, cellular component: membrane. The coding region runs from base 20 to 1738 and encodes 572 amino acids.